Messenger RNA from Vigna umbellata (rice bean), 749 nucleotides. The record is from RefSeq and is a predicted model, not a curated record. NCBI's taxonomy places the organism in Eukaryota, Viridiplantae, Streptophyta, Magnoliopsida, Fabales, Fabaceae.
AUGGCUGUGACUGCGUUUGAUUCUUUUGCCACAGUUGUUCCUGUUCGAGGUGCCUCUAUGUCUCCCACAUUAAAUCCUAAAACUGGUUCUCUGAUGGGAAAUCAAUUUUGCCUUUUGGACUAUAAAUUUUCAAAUGGCGAUGUGGUAGUCUUCCGCUCCCCAACGAAUCACAAGGAGACACACAUAAAAACAAUAGCUGCAUUACCUGGUGAAUGGUAUGGCACUCAUCAUAACAACGAUGUGAUUAAGAUCCCAUCAGGACAUUGUUGGGUUGAGGGAGACAACUCAGCCUCUAGCAUUGAUUCAAAGUCAUUUGGACCGAUUCCUUUGGCCCUAAUUCGGGGAAGGGUUACCCAUGUUGUGUGGCCUCCUCAAAGAAUAGGAAGUGUCAAGAGUACUCCACAACAAAGAUUAUCUUCUGUAUUGGAAUAAGGCUAUUUUCGUUUUUCUAUAAUCGGAUCCCACCUCUAUUGUUUAGUGUCCUCAAAUAAUAGGUCUGAAAAAACUACUCAGAAGAAUCUGACGUGGUUCCCUUGGAUGGGACAAUGAUUACUUAGCAAGGUACAAAUUAGAUGAAUAAUCUCUGAAGUGUUCUUCUAAGCAGAAAAAGGUGAAACACUUAUCAUUAUGGACAAUAGUCCAACUGUGAUUUCCGCACUCAUUUGAGAUAUGCAGAACUGCUGGUAGAUAUGUUAGUUAUUUUUAUUAUGAAAUCAUAACAAGUUUUGGUUUGGAAAAGUCAGUUUUAA